GGGGGCGGGGCGUAGCAGGGCCACGUGACGCGGACAGCAUCAAUGGCGGCUGACACGGGAAAAGUCGAGGCGGUUGUUGGCCGCUUAAGUCACAAAUGCUACCGGGCCUUGCUGAGGAAGGAAAAGCGGCGGAGGAAGCGGCAGGAUCUCGCCAGGCAGCGCAAUGAGGGGGAGGAAGAGGAGGAAGAGGAGUUGGACGAAGUGCAAAAGGCGAGGGAGGAGCGGCGAAUAGAGGCUGAAGUAAUGCGUGCACACUUGGAGUGGCAGAAACGUGAGAGGCAAGCUCAGGAAGAGUUCCAGCAGCAGCAGGCGCGCGCAGAGGAGGAGCGGCGACGUCGCGAAGAGGAGGAGCGCAAGAUUAAAGAGGAGUGGGAGAAUCAGCAGGCGAAGGAAAAGGAGGAGAAGGAGAGGAAGGAGGCCGAGCGAAGGACGAGAGAGGAGGCCAUACACAAACUGCUGGAGGACUCGGACAAACAGGCGAAGGGGCGGAGUGCGGGCGAGGACUGGCGCAACCCGGACGCUCCCAGGGACUACGGCACGGAGAGGGACCGUGCACACUGCCCCUUCUUCCUCAAGACCGGUGCCUGCCGCUUCGGAGACAGGUGCUCGCGCCUGCACGUGCGCCCGUCGCGCAGCGCAACGCUGCUGCUCCGCUCGAUGUUCGCGCCGUUCGGCCUGGAUCAGGCUCGCUGCGACGACUACGACUCGGACGCCGGCCUGGAGCUUGGCGACGACGACCUCCGCCGCCAGUUCCGCGACUUCUACCGCGACGCGCUGCCCGAGCUGCGCCUCCCGGGCCGCGUGCGCCAGUUCAAGGUCAGCUGCAACUUCGAGCCGCACCUCCGAGGGAACGUCUACGUCCAGUACGAGACGGAGGAGGAGGCCAUUCAGGCCUUCCAGAUGUUCAACGGCCGCUGGUAUGCAGGCCGCCAAAUCAACUGCGAGUUCUGCCCGGUCUCACGCUGGAAAUCGGCCAUCUGUGGGCUCUACGACCGCCGCCGCUGCCCCAAGGGGAAGAGCUGCAACUUCCUGCACGUGUUCCAGAACCCAGGCAACGAGUUCUGGGAGGCGGACCACGAUCUCGAGCCGCGAUCUCCCGAAUCCCACAGAGGAGGCACCGGCAGCAGCCGCCGCGACCGCACGCCGCCUUCCGAUCGGCACGACCGGCAACGACGCCACCGCUCCCGCAGCGCGGAGAGGGGCUCCGCCGCCGCCGCUGCUUCGUCGUCGUCGUCCUCGCUGCGGAGGGGCGGCCGGACGUUGCCCAGCGCGGAGCGACCGACGAGGAGGGACGACGGGAGGUCGCGCUGGAGCGAGCGCAGGAGCGAGCGGUCGCCCGCGGAGCGACGCGCGAGGUCGAGGAGCUGGGGGCGGUCUGAGAGGUCUGAGAGGUCUGAGAGGUCGGAGAGGAUGGAGAGGUCUGAGAGGUCGGAGAGGAUGGAGAGGUCGGAGAGGAUGGAGAGGUCGGAUAGGUCACCCAGUGGUAGCAGCAGGAGGAGGUCGCCGGGGACGCGCCGGGACCAUGGCGAGAAGAGGGACGGGCGACGCUCGGGGAGCAGGGAGUCCCGGAAGGACGACAAAACGAAGAAGACAAAGAAGAAUAAGAAAGAGAAGAAUAAGAAGGCAAAGGAGGAGGAAGAUCGGCGGGAAGGAAGUCGGCACCAGCGCAGGAGUGAGGAGCCGAGCGGAGUUGAAGAGGCGUCGAUCGGCACGGAGACGCCGCGGGAGCCGGCGAAGGUCGACCCGCCAGGGACCGUCUCGGAUGACGGGCUGGUUCCGGGCGGUAGCGCACCCACCACCAACGGUUGCGGUGGAAACGGUGACCGUGGCAGCGGUAACCACGGUGAUGAGGAACAUGCGGAGGAGGGGGAGGAGGCACCACUGCAUCUGAACGGCAGCGAUGGCGUCUCGGGGGAGCGCGGAGCGGCCGAUGUGGGAGUGUUCGCGACGUCGCCAGAAGACGCCGCGGGAUGCGGGAGAUCGCAGGUCGCCGAGAAGGCGCGGCAGGAAGAGGAUGUGAGCCGGGAAGUGGAUGACACCGUGCAGUGGAUCCUUGAGAGUUGACGUCAAUCGUUGUUGAUCAGCCACUUGGCGGCAGUCAAGGCCCCACCACCCACCUUCCUCCUCACGAUUCGAUAACUCUACAAGAUUCAAAUCAAGAAGCGGUCCUUAAUUAGUUUUGCCACUUGAUGGCAUUCUCAUUCUUUGGUUCUUUCGGUAAAGUCACGUAGAUAGAAAAUAAAGUGAAUAAAAAUACGACGUUUCGAUCGCAAUACAAGCGGUCGUCAUCAGGACAAGGGGUUAUCCUCUAAAGGUAAACUGUUUAUCAAGGUUUGGAGAUGGGCGUAGCCCAAGUGUGUCAGCAGUACCAGCAGCAUGGGCAGGGCACCAAUGCCAACGCAGCAGCAAUGCCAAUGCAGCAGCAAUGCCAAUGCAGCAGCAAUGCCAAUGCAGCAAAGGGCCGCCAAGAAAUCGCUGCACCCCGCUCCACACACCACACUGCUGACGGUGGAGGUUGAUUGACAAGAAAACACAAGUCAUGACCCAAAGUGGUUGAUGACAUCUUUCCAAUGAUUGCUGAGUCUAUAACCAUCCUCUCACGUUUUAAGUCAAAAUUCAUUCUCAUUGUUUCGUUCAUCAAAUUCUCCCGUUUCCCAUUCGUGCCAGGAACCCAAUGUAACGUCAACUUAUCAUACGCGUACAGUCUUCCACAGUUUAUUAUCCCCAUUGCGCUGCCGGUGUUGCGUCACGAGAUGGCGGCAUCCGUGUGAAUCCUUCGAAGCAGAAGCAGUGCCGCCACACUUGUUCGGGGAGCUGGAUCUAGCCCUCAGAUCUCCUCUCGUGAUCUCUGGUCCACACACCCCGGGGGGGCAGCACUUUACCAUCCACCUUUGCCGCACAGAAUGUAAAAUGUUGAUCGCAUGACCAGUCAAACUGAUGUAUUUUUUUUCUUACAAAUUACAUUUUUGCCAAAUAAAGUGCAGAAUCACACGUCACGUGAUUUUUUUUGUGCGGUCAUCGGUGACGGAGCUGAGACUCUCUCAACCCGCUACUCUGGAGAAAUCCGGUUUAAUCACGACUGUACGUCGCCAACUGUGCUAAUUGACGGCCUCGAUUCCAACUUGGUCUCAGCGGUGUCAACUCUGCACUCUGACCUGUAAACCAAUCAUAUAUUCAUACACGGACAAUUGAAUCCAUACAUUGCGAACCCCUUGGUAUCAUUUUUUUAUCGAUUAAUUGCUACAUCGUUACCGAGAUUGUGAUUCGCAAAUUAUGCCAGGUAUGUAAGUCCCACACUGCAUAGAAUUUGUGGUGCAUUAAGCAGCAAGAGUGGUUUGCUGUGUUUCUGGAUCCCAUUAAGGUUGAUGUAAAGUUUGACAUCGCGAUGGAAUUCGUUUUUCAUCCACUUCUGUAGAUAAAUGCUCUGUGUGUGUGUGCAUGAUAACAUUGUAAUAUUAUUCUCGGUCAAUAACUGAAUGUGGCUGUUGUAAUUUAAAGGUUGUACAAAUUGCGUAUUAAGUUUUUUUAUUUGUGUAUUUUUUGUGAAUGCCAUGAAUGUUUUUUUUUAUAAAUGGUAAAGUUUACAAUGA
Lethenteron reissneri (Far Eastern brook lamprey) is the source of this 3590-nucleotide messenger RNA. RefSeq names its product zinc finger CCCH-type, RNA binding motif and serine/arginine rich 2 (gene ZRSR2). Gene Ontology annotation, molecular function: RNA binding; metal ion binding. Gene Ontology annotation, biological process: mRNA splicing, via spliceosome. Gene Ontology annotation, cellular component: U2AF complex. The record is from RefSeq and is a predicted model, not a curated record. Lineage: Eukaryota; Metazoa; Chordata; Hyperoartia; Petromyzontiformes; Petromyzontidae.